This is a messenger RNA of Suncus etruscus (white-toothed pygmy shrew), 1078 nucleotides long. RefSeq names its product peroxisomal biogenesis factor 11 gamma (gene PEX11G). The transcript is spliced from 5 exons. The record is from RefSeq and is a predicted model, not a curated record. NCBI's taxonomy places the organism in Eukaryota, Metazoa, Chordata, Mammalia, Eulipotyphla, Soricidae. Gene Ontology annotation, cellular component: peroxisomal membrane. Gene Ontology annotation, biological process: peroxisome fission. The coding region runs from base 37 to 759 and encodes 240 amino acids.
GAGUCCCCGUCGCCGUCAAGUCACGGCAGAAUCGCCAUGGCGGCGCUGAGCGACCUGGCGUCGGCGCUGGAGUCGUGCAGGGUCCGGGACCGCCUGAUCCGAACGCUGGGGUACAGCUGCCAGCUGGUGGGCGGGAUCCUGGUGGAACAAGGUCCUGGCAGGUCAGAAAUAGGGUCCCACCUGCUGGCUCUGUCCUCCCAGCUCAGCCACUGGCGGACAGUGCUUCGUCUCUUUGAUGAUUUGGCCAUGUUUGCCUACACCAAGCAUUAUGGCCUGGGGCCCAAGGACGAGGACGCCUUUGUACGCUUCAUGUCGGUACUGGGCAACCUGGCUGACCAGCUCUACUAUCCCUGUGAGCAUGUGGCCUGGGCCGCUGACACCCACCUCGUCCCCCUGCGCUCGGCCCCGUGGUGGACGCUCAGCACGGCCUUCUGGGCCUCUUCCCUGUUUCUGAGCAUUGCCAGGUCUCUGUGGAUAAUGCGGAAGCUGAGGCAGACGUUGAGGCCCUCAGCUGAAGUCGCUAGUCAGCUGCCCCGGAGCAAGAGGUGUGCGGUGGAGUGGCAGCUACGCUCGGAGCUCCUGUUGCUGCUCUCCAAUGCGGCCGACCUGGCCAACGCCGUGCACUGGCUGCCGCCGGGCAUCCUCUGGGCCGGCCGCUUCCCACCCUGGCUGGUGGGCCUGCUGGGCACCAUCUCUUCCCUCCUCAGGGCGUACCUGGCUCUGCGGGCAGACACGCUGGCCGAGGUGGUCACCUCCUGAGCCGACCAGCGGAAGCAUCUGGAUCCCAGAGCAAGAGCCCGGCCCCCCAAAAGCCCAAAAGCAAUCACGGGCCGGGCCUGGAAUAGAACAAAUCAAAGGCAGCGGUGGGGGGAGCCCCGUAUUCCAGAGGAAUACAGCGUGGCCUGGGGUCUUUCCAAGCCUUGUCUUUUGGCCCCGGGAACUCACCAGCCCCUGUGUGGAGAACUUCUCAGGGCAGGGGGGGCUGGACCCCGAGACUGGAAAGCAGAAGCAGCUCUGUAGGCCCCCCUGGUGGAACCUCCCAGAGCUGAGAAUCAUUAAAUUUUGUGGUGUUGGUGCA